Messenger RNA from Suncus etruscus (white-toothed pygmy shrew), 969 nucleotides. It is a transcript of the gene ZAR1L, whose product is annotated as zygote arrest 1 like. Gene Ontology annotation, molecular function: mRNA base-pairing post-transcriptional repressor activity. Gene Ontology annotation, cellular component: cytoplasm. Gene Ontology annotation, biological process: translation. The record is from RefSeq and is a predicted model, not a curated record. Lineage: Eukaryota; Metazoa; Chordata; Mammalia; Eulipotyphla; Soricidae.
AUGGAGCACUUUGUCCCCAUUUCGUAUGAUUUGUACCCAGGGUACGGUAACCUGAUGCCUUUGCCCCAACCUGGAUUUCCUAAAUCCACACAGCCCAACUGGAGGCAAAACAUGGGUCACCCUACUUUCCUGGCCAGGACAGGGCUUUUGGUACCUACAAAUAUCUCUGAGUACUGCAUGGACCCUUACAAGAGGGUACAGUUUAAGGCUGUUCUCUCUCAGAUGAACCCCAACCUAAACCUGCUGCUGUUCAAAGCCACCACCAAGGAGAUGGGUGUACAGGUGAGUCCUCCAGUGGACAAAGCCAUUCAGUGCUCAAUGGGGCCUCGCACUUUGCACAGCCUUUUCUCCUGGAGUAGCUGGGGUCAGAAGAUACCCCAGUCAGCAAGGGGAAUCUAUUCCCAAGCCAUCUGCCACAAGGGCUUAUUCAAGCUGCAGAAGGAUGGGGAUGACAAGGAGAAGGCACUUUUGGGUACUGAGGAAACCAAGCAGCAGCCGUCAAUGCCAAGGGUGGAAGAGGACAAGCAGGAGCAACUUUGGCAUCAGGAUGAAUUGGAACAGGAAGAUGUCAAAGGGUCCCUAGAAAGAAAAAGCAAACAGGCACCAGGAGAUGCCACCCAGCAUCUCAGGAAACCCAAGGUCCAGUUUUUGGAACCAAAAUAUGGCUAUUUUCACUGUAAAGACUGUAAGAUCAGAUGGGAGAGUGCUUAUGUGUGGUGUAUAUCUGGAACCAAUAAGGUGUAUUUCAAACAACACUGUUGCAAAUGCCAAAAGAGUUUUAACCCUUAUCGAGUAGAAGCAAUCCAAUGUCAGAUCUGUUCCAAGUCUCGUUGUUCCUGUCCACAAAAGAAAAGACACAUUGAUCUAAGAAGACCUCAUCGACAAGAACUGUGUCGAUGCAAAGACAAGAGAUUCUCCUGUGGCAAUAUCUUUGCUUUCAAGAAUAUUAAAAUUAUAGCAAAUACUUAA